AUGCGGGUCAGAACACCCUGGAUUCAAGCACUCCGAGAGAGAAAAGAGGCGGAGAACCACACUCACACCCCAGCGGUGGAAAGUGCCAAACCAGCCCUGGCACCCAAGAAGAUGUCGGAUAGCUACGUCAGCCUUGUGCUGCCCCUCUCUCAAGACCCUUGGCUACUCGACACCUACGCCAACUAUACGGGUCAAAUCCGUAUCGGUACCCUGCUCAUGGACCUGGACGCGCUGGCCGGGGUCGUUGCCUACAGACAUACUGGCGAAGGAGUCAGCAAUGUGACUGCGGCUGUUGACAGGAUCACCAUCAAGAACCCUAUUCGAGAGAUUUGUGAUUUGGAGCUGAGUGGACAAGUGACCUAUGCUACCGGAAGGAGCAGCAUGGAAGUGACUCUGCAGAUCGCCAAAGCGCCAAGCCCAGGUCGACAAGUCGCACCAGAGGACGUUUUCAUGACGUGCGCUUUUACCAUGGUGGCACUGGAUCCUAAGACCAAAAGACCUGUUAAUAUCGCUCCCCUGGAAGUCAACACCCCAGCGGAGAAGGCGCUGUUCGCCAAAGGCGAGGAAAACUACAGAAACAAGAAGACCAUGAGAUCUGCACACAUCUUGACCAAGCCACCUGACGCAGAUGAGUCGGCUCUAAUCCACAAAAUGUGGACGGAUUCUCUUGCGUAUGCUGACAGCAGGAACCCGAAGAAGCAGCCGGCCAACGUGCAAGCCAUGUCGAAGACCACAAUCCACAGCACGCAGAUAAUGAUGCCGCAGUAUAGGAACCGUCACCAUUUCAUGAUCUUCGGAGGCUUCUUGCUUAAACAGACGUUCGAAUUGGCGUUCACCUGCGCCGCGUCUUUCUCACACACUCGUCCACGAUUCUUGAACCUCGAUCCUAGCACAUUUGAAGAGCCCGUCCCCGUUGGUUCAGUGCUCUACGUCUCAGCAGGCGUCUCGUUUACAGAACCUCACCCCAGCGGCGGAACCCGGAUCCAAGUAAUGGUUCGGACGCACGUCCGGCCUGUUGAGCACCAAGAUCAAGAAAGGAAGUCUACAGGCACGUUCUUUUAUACCUUCUUCUCGCCGGCAGACGUGAGCGUUUUGCCGCAGAGUUACUCAGAGUUCAUGCGGUGGGUCGCUGGAAGAAGACGCGCUGAGAGACUGUCAGCCAUGCUAGAGGCUGAUCCGAACCUUGUGCUGGGGAGUCUGCAUGAUGAGAAUGUGACUGAGUGA
Cladophialophora bantiana CBS 173.52 is the source of this 1224-nucleotide messenger RNA. RefSeq lists its product as uncharacterized. Gene Ontology annotation, biological process: acyl-CoA metabolic process. Gene Ontology annotation, cellular component: mitochondrion. Gene Ontology annotation, molecular function: fatty acyl-CoA hydrolase activity. The coding region runs from base 1 to 1224 and encodes 407 amino acids. The record is from RefSeq and is a predicted model, not a curated record. The transcript has 2 exons. Lineage: Eukaryota; Fungi; Ascomycota; Eurotiomycetes; Chaetothyriales; Herpotrichiellaceae.